AUGGUUAAAUGUCUGUCCAGUUCUUGUGAUAUAUGUGAGAUGGAAAAAACAAUACUCCCCGGCUGGAAGACGCUUAUAGGAAGCGAGUUUGAGAAGGAGUACUUCAGUAAGAUCCGCGAGUAUCUGCAUACCAUUGAUUUUUUCCCGAAGCCUGCACACAUUCUGCGCUGUCUAUCGUUCUUUGAGUACUCUGACGUAAAGGUGGUUAUACUAGGCCAAGAUCCGUACCACGGGCCAGGCCAGGCCGUUGGACUGUCCUUCUCAGUGCCUUCAGAUAUACGCAUGCCUCCAAGCUUAAUUAAUAUCCGUAAAGAAAUCCUCAGCUCUACUGGAACAGGCUCUAAAUGCGAAAAGGGCUCUCUUGUGUCGUGGGCUGAACAAGGGGUUCUUCUGCUAAACAGCAUUCUCACAGUCACUCAGAAGAAGCCUCGAUCACACUCCUCUAUUGGUUGGAUGUCAUUUACCGACACAAUUAUUAAAAAAGUCAGUGACUCCUCAAAAGAGGUUGUUUUUAUGCUAUGGGGGAAAGAUGCACAGCGCAAACAGUCGCUGAUUGACGAAAGCAAGCAUCUUGUUCUGUGCUCUCCGCACCCAAGCCCGUUCAGCGCAAGAACAGGAUUCUUUGGAUGCAACCACUUCCAGAAAGCAAAUGAGUAUCUGGAGUCAAAGGGAAAGGACCCCAUAGCUUGGUAA
Nematocida ausubeli is the source of this 693-nucleotide messenger RNA. RefSeq lists its product as uncharacterized. The transcript has a single exon. Gene Ontology annotation, molecular function: uracil DNA N-glycosylase activity. Gene Ontology annotation, cellular component: nucleus; mitochondrion. Gene Ontology annotation, biological process: base-excision repair; base-excision repair, AP site formation via deaminated base removal. The record is from RefSeq and is a predicted model, not a curated record. Bases 1 to 693 code for a protein of 230 amino acids. NCBI's taxonomy places the organism in Eukaryota, Fungi, Microsporidia.